Messenger RNA from Camelina sativa (false flax), 948 nucleotides. The record is from RefSeq and is a predicted model, not a curated record. Lineage: Eukaryota; Viridiplantae; Streptophyta; Magnoliopsida; Brassicales; Brassicaceae.
AUGAUAGCUAGUAACAAUGACGCUGUUGUAGAGGACUUGAAAACUUUGCUGAAGUCAGAGUUCAAAAUCAAAGAUCUAGGACCAGCUAGAUUCUUCCUCGAAUUGGAAAUAGCUAGAUCUUCAAAAGGAAUUUUUGUUUGCCAAAGGAAGUAUGCGAUGAAUUUAUUAGAAGCUGGUUUCUUGGGAUGUAAACCGAGUAAUGUUCCUAUGGAUCCAAAUCUUCAUCUUACGAAGGAUAUGGGAACUAGGUGGACAAAUCCAAAGUCCUAUAGAGAACUCAUAGGUCGGAUGUUCUACUUAACGAUCACAAGACCUGACAUUACUUUUGUUGUUCAUCAACUGAGUCAAUUCAUUUCUGCACCAACGGAUAUACAUUUACAGGCGGCUCAUAAGGUUCUGCGAUAUAUCAAAGGAAAUACAUGUCAGGGUCUGAUGUAUGCAGCUGACACAAAACUGUGUAUUAAUGCUUUUGCGGAUGCUGAUUGGGGAGCUUGUCGUGAUACACGACGCUCUGUUUCUGGUUUCUGCAGUUAUCUUGGCCAUUCACUCAUUUCUUGGAGAUCAAAGAAACAACAUGUUGCUAGCAGGAGCAAUAUUGAGUCUGAAUACCGAAGCAUGGCACAAGCUACCUGUGAAAUAAUAUGGAUUCAGCAAUUAUUGAAGGAUCUUCAUGUUAAGGUCACUUUUCCAGCAAAAUUGUUUUGUGAUAACAAAUCUGCACUUCACAUAGCCAUGAAUCCCGUGUUUCAUGAGAGAACGAAACAUAUAGAGAUUGAUUGUCACACGGUACGGGAUCAGCUGAAGGCAGGAACGUUGAAGACUUUUCAUGUUCAUAGUGAGAACCAGCAUGCAGAUAUACUCACUAAACCACUUCAACCAGGGCCAUUUUAUCAUCUGCUCCAAAGGCUGUCUUUAUCAAAUCUAUAUCUUCCAAACCAGACACUUUGA